Messenger RNA from Aspergillus ibericus CBS 121593, 1616 nucleotides. RefSeq lists its product as uncharacterized. NCBI's taxonomy places the organism in Eukaryota, Fungi, Ascomycota, Eurotiomycetes, Eurotiales, Aspergillaceae. Gene Ontology annotation, molecular function: protein binding. Bases 118 to 1365 code for a protein of 415 amino acids. The transcript is spliced from 2 exons. The record is from RefSeq and is a predicted model, not a curated record.
UUCCACUCUCUGACUAAGCAUCGCGGGCGGUUUUGAAGAACCGUGCAAAAACCCAAACAGGCAAUAUCGAUUGCAUGCACGUUCCUUCUAUAGAGGAUCUAGAGAGCUGCAAUCAUCAUGACUCCCCAGCAUCCCUCCUCCGCCACCACCAUCUUCCUCGACCAGCCCCCGAGCUGCCUCCAAUUCCACCCCUCCUCUCCAAACCAUUUCCUCGUAGGCACCUAUCUCCUCUCCCAGCACAAAGACGACUCCGCCGACAGCAUACAACAAACCAAAACCGGCAGUCUGCAACUAUGGCAUUUGAAUCCUGCCACCAACGAACUAACUCUCCGUCAAAAAUACCCUGUUCCGUACGCGGUCUUCGACCUGCACUUCCACCCAACUGAUCCUACUCUCGCUGCCAUUGCCACCAGCGCAGCCUCGGUGGUAUUCUUCCGCAUUACUCCCCCUAGUGAGGGAGCGAGCGAGAGCGAGGGACCCUUCAUCACGGAACUGCACACGCAAUCCGUCCACGAAGAUCCCUCUAUCCCAGCACUCUAUCUCGCCUGGUUACCGCGGAACUGGCCUUCCAUUCCUAGUGAUGGUAACACCAAUGAUGACGGCUUCGCAGUCACGUUCUCCGACGGAAGAACCACCCUAUUCCAUCAUCCCUCUCCCUCCCCCUCCUCAUCCCCAACCCCAAUCACAGAGGGCGCCUCCUACCCCGCAACCCAAGAAAUCGAAGUCUGGUACGUAGCAGCAGCUACCUACCCUUCCUCCUCCUCAGAGUCCCAAAAAGAAGACCAAAAGGAGGUUGCGCCAUACCUCUUCACAGGCAACGACUUCGGCUCUCUGCACACCCGAUCUUUCACCCCCACAGAGCCAGAAACAUGUCUUCUCUCCCAUGACGACCGAGCCCGGCACCACACUGCCGGAGUCACAUCCAUCCUACCCCUCCCUGUUCCCAUGACUGAUGGCGCGCCGUGGUUGCUUACGGGUAGUUAUGAUGAGUCUCUGAGGGUGUAUCAUGCCUCCCGGCGGGGGGAGGUCCUUGGGGAGGUGGGGCUGGGGGGUGGGGUUUGGAGGUUACAGAUCUUGUCGACUACGAAUACCUCCUCUUCGGAUGGGGCGGAGUGGGAGUUUUUGGUGCUGGCGAGUUGUAUGCAUGCGGGGACGAGGGUGGUGAGGGUGCGGAUGGUUCCCGGGGAAAGUUGUGAGAUGGAGGUGGUGGCGGAAUUUACGGAGCAUGAGAGUAUGAAUUAUGCGUCGGAUGUGUGGAAGCCCAAGGGAGGGUAUGAGUUGCAAGGGGUAGAGGAUGGGGAAUUGUUGUGUGUGUCUAGUAGCUUCUAUGAUCGGAGGGUUUGCGUGUGGCGGGUGAAUGUAUGAUUGCAUGAUUAUCUGAUUGUAUGAUUCUACAGGAAAACGGGGGUUCAAAGUAAGGUGUAGAGGAAGUCGUGAGAUGCGCUGAAGGGUCAUGAUGCAGAGUGAUAACAACAGGUAUACAAACAAAACAAGCCCCGCCCGGAACCCAAUUGAAAUCUAAAUUCAAAUCCAACAAACUAGACGAUCGUCUCCAGCUCGCGCGCAUAGCCGAUCGCAUUCUCGAUGAUCGUGCCGCUAGCCACGAGAAUAUCCUU